GAGAGGGAAGCUGGUAAUUCGCCGUAGAUCAGCAAUAUGAGUGGCCGUACAGUUUCUUGAGAAAACACGAACGCGACGAAAUUCCAGAAAAAUUAAUCGCGCGAGUGAGUGACAUCCACCGUGCGCAAAUCGCGAGUUCAGUGUGUGUUAAGUGUACAGUAAAUUAAUUGAGCAACACGUGGAUACGUAAUAUCUUUUUUGGUUAAGUUCCUCCUCUCGGAAGGAUUACAGCCGCCUGCCAUCCGUUUCUUCUUCAUCGGGGGAAACAAGACUUUCGGUCAGCUGGGUUCACUGUCUUAGGUUAAGAUGUCACAUCACAGCGACGACAAUAUGCUCAUAGCCACGACGGACUCCUUCUGGGAGCCUGGCAACUACAAACGCACCACCAAGAGGAUCGAGGACGGUCACAAGCUCUGCGACAGUCUGAUCGCUCUGGUCCAGGAACGCGCCGAGAUCGAGAAGAGCUACGCCAAGGCGCUGAAGAGCUGGUCCAAGAAUUGGAAUGACAAGAUCGAAAAGGGACCCGAAUACGGGACCACGGAGGCUGCCUGGAAGGGCGUCCUGGUUGAGUCUGACAGACUCUGCGACCUCCACCUCAGGGUCAAGGAGAAUCUGUGCAACGAUAUAAUACAGCAGGUGAAGACGUGGCAGAAGGACACUUAUCACAAGUCCAUGAUGACUCUGAAGGAGCGCAAGGAGAUGGAGGACUCGUUCAAGAAGGCUCAGAAACCCUGGGCGAAGCUUCUUCAGAAGGUCGAGAAGGCAAAGUCCGAGUAUCACAACAGCUGCAAGACGGAGAGAACGGCAGCGAAUAUGGAGCGCAACGCGUCUGCGGAUAGUUCGCUCUCACCUGAUCAGAUGGCCCGAGGCUCUGAAAACGUGAAGAAGAUGCAGGACAGAGUGCAGAAGACGAAGGAAGAGGUCCAGAAGGCCAAGGAAAAGUACGAGGCUGCGCUUCAGGAGAUCAAUCAGUACAAUCCAAAGUACAUGGAGGACAUGACCCAGGUCUUUGAGAAGUGUCAGGAAAUGGAGGCGCAGCGAUUACAGUUCUUCAAAGACGUUCUAUUUGGCAUUCACAAGUGCCUAAACAUAUCUCAGGAUCCAGUGCUGCCACAAAUAUACGAGGAGUUCUACCACACGAUCAACAAUGCGGAUCACGAGAAGGACUUGAAAUGGUGGUCGAACAAUCAUGGCGUGAACAUGGCCAUGAAUUGGCCCCAAUUUGAGGAUUACACAGAGGAAUUCCGCGAGAUCACCAAGGGCUCCAAAUCCAAGGAGGCUCUACCAGCCGGAUCGAUCACUCUCAUCAAUCAGCGUCCUGUUGGCGAGGAUCUGCAUGAAUUUCCACCUGUAAAUCACAAGGCGAAGGCAAAAUCCAGCGCCCGUGUAAUAUCAAACGAUGGUAAUCACGGCGAUGCAAAAACCGACACGAUUAGUUCGAGCAAACAAACGUUGGAGAAGAAUAACCACGAAGCCAGCACGGUGAACAGGACUGCGACCAUCACGAAUGGCACUAGUGCGAAGCAGGAAUCGAAUCCCUUCGAGGAGGAGGAAUGGGACGAGGAUGCCGGUGAACCUCUUGUCGAUAAUGGAGAACCAGGUGUUCCUGUGAGGGCACUCUACGAUUACGAGGGCGCUGAAGCUGACGAGUUGAGCUUCAAGCAAGGUGAUAUCUUCGAGAAAUUGGAGGACGAGGACGAGCAAGGCUGGUGUAAAGGAAGAAAAGACGGAAGAGUAGGUCUCUAUCCGGCGAACUAUGUGGACCUGGUGUCGCAGUAAACAUUAACGCGUUGUCGUGCGUUUCACUUAAAAAAAUUUGAAGAAAAAAAAAGCCAAAUUUAUUAUCAACUCUUCGGGAAGAAAAUGAGCCUCGCCCGCCUCUUGUUCAGCAGAUUCACAAAGACAUCCGUCGUGACAGCCACCUUAUGAAACUUCGUGCCGACUGUGAACUAGACAGGGCGAAUCCUUGUAAUAAGCUGGAGAACUUUUUCCGAUAAGGUUAUCUUUCUCUUUCAUUCGAAAGUGUCAAAGGAAACCCUUUUUCAGUAUGAUGCAUGAAUGAUGAUGAGAGGAUGCUAGUGUUUCCGGUUCUUGUUACCCGGUGGCAAAAAGUCGAUGAAAGUGCGCGUUGUAAAUUGUACGACCGAGUGAAAGAUACAAAGAAUAAUAUUUUCCCUUCCUUUCCUCUUUCUCAGUUUUUUCCUUUUUUUUUUGUUUCUUUUUGUAUUUUUACUUUCCCCGACUGACGACGAGUCAACGAAAUUCCAAAAUAUUUUCACAAUUCGCGCUCCUACCUUGUUUCUGCGUCUUCUGAUACUUUAUAUCGUAUAAUGUAUCCAUAGGGCGGCUUAAAAUAAAUUCUUGUAUGCUUUACGCAUACCUUUCUCUUUACGCUUAGGACGCACUUACGAAUCGAUGAGUAUUUUAGGACAGCUAGGUUAGCGGUUAAAUUCAUCGAUUGAAUGUAGAAAACUCCGGGAGAAGAGAAGUACGCGAAGAGAGUAAAAGAAUGGAGGAACGCUGUUAAGGCCGAUUUUAGAUUUUCAAUAAGGGGCCUGUACAGUCCUUGCAUUACUGUAACCCGUCAUUGUUAUUGUUAAGAAUUUCCACCACCCACUCCCUCUCUGCACACGUCCAUGUUUCUUUUUUGAUUUUUUCCUUUCGGCCGAUACGACACGGGUUAUAUUUAAUUUAUUUGUUAUUAAAGAGAAGUACUAUUGCAAUCUAACGUCUAUCUAAGUGGUGUCAUUGUACAUAAUGUUACUGUCGAACGGUGUAGCAAUUAUACAGCGAGUUAAUUACUGUCGUUUAAACGAAAAGCGUAGAAUUCUGAUUAAACGAAGUAUAUUACAUUCAUAAGAAAAAAAAAGAAAAAAAACCAAGAUCGAUCGGAAUGCCAAUCCGUAUAUGGAGAAAUGAAUGUUUCGAGUGCAAACGAAUCGAAAGAAAAAAAUUGGGACCCAAACGAAGAAAAGAAUGGAAAAAAUAUAGCGAAACGCCAAAUCUCCAAUUCUCUAAACGCAUUUCUAAUGGCCAGAUGAUUUUUUGUCAUUCUUGGCCUUAAAAACAUAUAUAUAUACAUACAUAAAUAUAUAAGAGCGUUACGGAAUUCUUUCAUUGUUCCACCAGUGUAUAUAGUUUUGUUUUUCACGCGAGGGCGUUAUGAUUUUGCUCAGCGAGAUAGAAAGGGAGGAAAGAUCAAGUUUAUAAGAGCGUCGCGACGCGAUCCCAUGCUCAUAUGAAUGCGAAACGUCUAAUAAACAUUAAUCCCAGUAGCGUCGUGAUCCUCAGCUGUAUCCUUUAGAAGACUAUUAUAUUAUUUCAGUCUUAAAUUAACGUCGCUCAUUAAAUUCCGUCGAGACACUCGCGUGAAUUGUAUAGUUUAUCCGAAAGAAUUUUCUUACUGCUAACGGUAUACUCGAAGAAAAAGAUGAUUCACUGUAUUAAAAAAAGAAAGAAUUGUUACAACUUUUCGCGAGUACGCGAGUUCGGAAUAUGUUGCGCUGGAAUUUUCAUCGUAGCCAAGAAAAUUGUUCAUUGGCUAUACAAAUUUUUGUAAAAAUCGCAAAAUAUAAAACAAGCUUUUCCUUCCGGGUACGUUGACCGAAUUAUCCGGGCUCUUACUUUUUUUCUUUUAAUCCUCCGUUGAAUUUAUCAACGGACUAAUCAUCAUUUGCCACGUUUAAUCGAGGACCAAAAUAUAACCUAUAGUACAUCUGGAAAAUAUGUAUGAAUUUUUUUUUUUUUUUAAUAUCUGGCUUUCUGACGAUUGCAUUAUUAAUUUAAUAAAAUUACACGCAGAACCCCUCUGCUCCGUUCAGUUAAUAACUGAAGCACCAAAGCGCCGUAGGUUUUCAGUAAUUGCGAAAAAAAAAUAUUAAAAAGAAAUUAAACUAGCAGUUGAGCACAGGAGCCAAAUAUUAGUGAUACAAGAGGUGCGAUUAUGCGAGAGCUAAUGAAGAAAGAUAAUGGGAAAUAAGAAGAGAAAAGAGAGAGAAGAUGGAAGUAUAUCAUGCAAAUGCAUUGGGCAUCGCUGUUCACAAUAUUUAUGUACAUAAAAAAAAAGUGAAGAAAGAAGAAGUAGCUAACGAUAGAAAUUUCGAAACAAAUCUACGAGUGAUUUCUCCUUUCAUUUUGUUUAUUUUUUAAAAAUCACUCUAUUGUAUCUCCCAUCACUUAUUGAAGAGAGAAAAUGAGCGAGGACAGCAGAAAAAUUAAUAUCCGCGAACGAAAAAAAAAAAAAA
Messenger RNA from Cephus cinctus (wheat stem sawfly), 4244 nucleotides. RefSeq names its product protein kinase C and casein kinase substrate in neurons protein 1 (gene Synd). The transcript has 11 exons. Lineage: Eukaryota; Metazoa; Arthropoda; Insecta; Hymenoptera; Cephidae. Gene Ontology annotation, molecular function: phospholipid binding; protein binding. The record is from RefSeq and is a predicted model, not a curated record. Gene Ontology annotation, cellular component: plasma membrane; endosome; cytoplasm. Gene Ontology annotation, biological process: regulation of endocytosis; cytoskeleton organization; plasma membrane tubulation. The coding region runs from base 307 to 1779 and encodes 490 amino acids.